Messenger RNA from Nerophis lumbriciformis (worm pipefish), 6142 nucleotides. RefSeq names its product matrix metallopeptidase 15a (gene mmp15a). Gene Ontology annotation, molecular function: zinc ion binding; metalloendopeptidase activity. NCBI's taxonomy places the organism in Eukaryota, Metazoa, Chordata, Actinopteri, Syngnathiformes, Syngnathidae. Gene Ontology annotation, biological process: proteolysis; extracellular matrix organization; collagen catabolic process. The record is from RefSeq and is a predicted model, not a curated record. Gene Ontology annotation, cellular component: extracellular matrix.
ACCUCGGAACUCUUUGACGACCUAUUCGUCUGUUUAAUGGCGAUCUUCUAACUGUUUAUUACUUCUAUGAAGGACAUGAAACUUCAAUGCAGACCUUUAAGGAUUGCUUUUGCAUCCUUUUUUGCCGAUUAAACUUUCAAGUUUACUUUUUUUGUGUGCAGAAAGUGGACGUCUCCGUCGUGGAGAACUUGUGGAUUAAAGCGGCGUUUUAACGUGGAGCUGAGCUAUGGGUUUUUAAACUAUCUUAUCUUUUCUUUAGGGGCCAAUUGCUUGGCUUUUCAUGUAAGGAGACGAGGCUGCACUUUUGUGUGCCUUCCACAAUCCCUGCCUUGCUGGAGAAUCAUUCCUUUGUUUCCUCCACUGAUCGAUGAUGAUGUCAAAGCAAGAACCCGCCUGGACUCAAAUCCGGAUCACUUCGAUCUUUGUGAUGAUUAUGGUCCUUGGAAGCUACGCAGGAGAUGUCCCCUCGGAGGAGGGCUUCAAUGCAGAGGCAUGGCUACGUCAGUUUGGCUACCUGUCUCAGGCCAGCAGACAGAUGUCCACCAUGCAGUCCGCUCAGAUCCUGUCCCAAGCCGUCAGUGACAUGCAGCGUUUCUACGGCUUGGAAGUGACUGGGAAAACGGACGCUGCCACCAUCGGAGCCAUGCGUCGACCUCGCUGUGGCCUCCCUGACAAAAAAGCCGACGCUGAAGAUGGAGCGAGGAGGAGACGCUACGCCCUUACUGGACAACGGUGGGACAAGGACCACCUCACCUACAGCAUAUUGGAGCAGCACAUCCCGCCCACACUGGGAACAGGGCGGAUGCACGAUGCCAUCCGUCGAGCCUUUGACGUGUGGAGAAAGGUCACGCCGCUCACCUUCCAAAAGUUAACGGCUCCACAAGGCAACAGCAGCGGGGCUGAGCUCGCCGACAUCCUGCUGUUGUUUGCCUCUGGUUUCCAUGGUGACAUGUCCUUGUUUGACGGCGAGGGGGGCGCGCUGGCCCACGCCUUCUACCCUGGGCCGGGAAUGGGUGGGGACACACACUUUGAUGCAGACGAACCUUGGACUUUGGACAGUCCAAACAUUCAAGGUGUUGAUCUCUUCUUGGUGGCGGUGCACGAGCUCGGUCACGCUUUAGGCCUGGAGCACUCCGACAAUCCCGACGCCGUCAUGGCUCCCAUCUAUCAGUGGAUUCACACACACAACUUCACGCUGCAUGCUGAUGACAUCCAGGGAAUACAGUACAUAUAUGGUCCUCCUCUCGCCACUCAGGCCCCUCCCAAGUCUCCUCCGUCCUCCGAUGGCUAUCCUGAAGCUGAAUCAACCACCGCUCCUCCCGAGGAUGCCAAACCUGACAUACCGAACCCGACCGAAAGAGCCCCGCGUGUCCCGAGCGAGCCUGAAAUAACCCCUGGCACAACUCCCCGCCAUCCCGCCAUCGCCACAACCGCCCGUCCUGAUCCUGUCACCCCGCCCAUCAGAAAAGACGUUCCCCUGCCUCCGCCUACCCGGCGGCUUCCCAAGCAGCCUGACAACGCGGCCCCUGACAUCUGUGACGGCGACUUUGACACAGUCACCUUGCUGAGGGGGGAGAUGUUUGUGUUCAAGGGUCGCUGGUUUUGGCGAGUUCGUCGGAACCGCGUCCUGGACAACUAUCCCAUGCCGAUAUCGGUCUUCUGGGGUGGUCUUCCGAGUGAUAUCGACGCCGCUUAUGAACGCCACGAUGGCAAAUUUGUCUUCUUCAAAGAUGAUCGAUACUGGAUCUUCAGGGAAGCGGAUUUACUUCCAGGAUACCCACAACCCAUUGGGCAAUAUGGCCAAGGAGUUCCCGCACACAGCAUCGACACGGCAAUCUGGUGGGAGCCAAACGGACACACCUACUUUUUCUCCGACGACAGGUACUGGCGAUACAACGAGGAGACCCGCAAGGCAGAUCGAGACUUCCCAAAACCAAUCGGCAGAUGGGGCAAGAUCCCUCGCUCGCCCAAAGGAGCCUUCCUCAGUGAUGAUGGCGCUUACACUUAUUUCUACAAAGGCGCAAAUUACUGGCGGUUCGACAACCACAAGACCGCGGCAGACAGCGGCUACCCCCGUUCCAUCCUUAAGGACUUCAUGGGCUGCGUGGCCGUCCCCGAGCCUCAACCAGACCCCGAGGCCGAAGACAAGCCCACCGAACCUUCGGACGGAGGAAAGGAUGAGAAGAAAGACACGGACAAAGGCAAGAACGAAGACACGGAAAACGACGACGAAGCAAAGUCCGACAGUCCGGGGGAAGAGGCUGACGACAACGAGGUGGACGUGGUGGUGACGGUGGCCGACGACAACUCCAAAGUCAUGACUCUGAUCAUGGUGGUGGCUCCUCUGGUGCUCAUCUUGGUCAUCCUCGUCUUCAUCUACGCCAUCCUCAGGACUCUGCAGAACAAAGAGACCCCCAGAGCUCUGGUGCACUGCAAGCGCUCGCUGCAGAACUGGGUGUGACACGAACACAAACCAAGAGAGCUUUUUUUCUUAUUCCAGCAUGGCGUGAAGAUGGUUGUAGCCAUGCGACCUACCAAGUGGUUACUACGGUGCCUCUGGAGUCCUUUUUCUAGAACUGCACUAGUGGCACAAUAGAAAUGGAAGGCUUGAAUCAUAGAAAAUGGGGGACAGCUGUGUUAAACACUUGCAUCAGCAACACAUUUGCACUUUUUUUUUUUUUUUUUUACCCUCUCUGUUGUUGUUGUGCUGGCAGAUGUGACUUAGAGUGCUCUCACGCACGCGAGCCGGGGUCAUCCUCCGAGCACACAUGGCCCAGCAUCACAUGAUACCACGAAGAGACCACUUACCCAAACAAAGGCACAUACCAGUUGUUUUUCUUUUUGCACAGACCUCCCCUCUUCCCACUGAGAUCUUUCCUUUAGGCUCCACCCCUAAAAGUACAAUCCCCGCAGUCAUAAUGUUGCACAGUAGAUCCCUGCUAUUUGUGGGGGUUACCUUCCAAGACCACCCACAAAAAAACACGGAAUAAUGGACACACCCAUAAAAAGCACUAAAAAGUACUGUUGUUGGUACUCUCAACCAUAACAGUUUUGAAUGUAUUUUAUAUUCGGUUUUACACAUUUAAAAACCCCAACAGUGUUGUUAGAAAACACAACAAAACAUCUUCCAGCUGGAAAAUGUUGAGCAAAUUGACCUGGGGGAUAGCGCCCUCUGCUGAGUUCAUAGCUGCAGCACUAACUUUACCGUGCAGGUAGCGCCAUCAAGCCACUUUCUGUUUAGGCCAGGGGUCGGCAACCCAAAAUGUCGAAGAAGCCAUAUUGGACCAAAAAUACAAAAACAAAUCUGUCUGGAGCCACAAAAAAUUAAAAGCCAUAUUACAUACAGAUAGUGUGUCAUGAGAUAUAAAUUAAAUUAAGAGGACUUAAAGGAAACUAAAUGACCUCAAAUAUAGCUACAAAUGAGGCAUAAUGAUGCAAUAUGUAAAGAGAUGUCCGAUAAUAUCGGCCUGCCGAUAUUAUCGGCCGAUAAAUGCUUUAAAAUGUAAUAUCGGAAAUUAUCGGUAUCGGUUUUUUUUUUUUAUCUGUAUCUUAUUUUUAUUUUAUUAUAUUUUUUUUAAAUUAAAUCAACAUAAAAAACACAAGAUACACUUACAAUUAGUGCACCAACCCAAAAAAAACUCCCUCCCCCAUUUACACUCAUUCACACAAAAGGGUUGUUUCUUUCUGUUAUUAAUAUUCUGGUUCCUACAUUAUAUAUCAAUAUAUAUCAAUACAGUCUGCAAGGGAUACAGUCCGUAAGCACACGAUUGUGCGUGCUGCUGGUCCACUAAUAGUACUAACCUUUAACAGUUAAUUUUACCCAUUUUCGUUAAUUACUAGUUUCUAUGUAACUGUUUUUAUAUUGUUUUACUUUCUUUUUUUAUUCAAGAAAAUGUUUUUAAUUUAUUUAUCUUAUUUUUUUUUUUUUUUUUUUUUAAAAGGACCUUAUCUUCACCAUACCUGGUUGUCCAAAUUAGGCAUAAUAAUGUGUUAAUUCCACGACUGUAUAUAUCGGUAUCGGUAAUUAAAGAGUUGGACAAUAUCAGAAUAUCGGAUAUCGGCAAAAAGCCAUUAUCGGACAUCCCUAAAUAUAUACAUAUAGCUAGCCUAAAUAGCAUGUUAGCAUCGAUUAGCUUGCAGUCAUGCAGUGACCAAAUAUGUCUGAUUAGCACUCCACACAAGUCAAUAACAUCAACAAAACUCACCUUUGUGCAUUCAUGCACAACCUUAAAAGUUUGGUGGACAAAAUGAGACAGAAAAAGAAGUGGCAUAAACCACGUCCUAGAAGGUCGGAGAAAGUUAUGCAUGUAAACAAACUAUGGUGAGUUCAAGGACCGCCAAAAUUAGUAGGACAAAACGGCGCUCGGCAAAUACUCGAAUCAGUGAAGCAUGUUUAAUAUGAACAGUGUGCUUUAUAACAAUUAGGGAGGUUUGUGUCAUGUUUGUCCUCCUACAGAAACCAUAUUAAAACAAAAAAUAUAUUUUCCCCCUCAUCUUUUUCCAUUUUUCAUACAUUUUUGAAAAAGCUCCAGAGAGCCACUAGGCCGGCGCUAAAGAGCCGCAUGCGGCUCUAGAGCCGCGGGUUGCCGACCCCUGGUUCAGGUUAACAAAAGAAUUGUUGGUACAGUCGUCCCUAGUUUAUCACUGUUAAACAGUUCCUGACAUGACCGCUAUAAAUGUGGAAUCAUUGAUUAUAAAUCUAAUAUUUUCAUAGCAAGAGCAUUAAAAAAACUGUUUAUGACUUUCUAAAUAGGUUUUUCAACAAUAUGAAAACCCUCGAGAUAUGAAAAGACACCCUUUAGUCACCUUUACACUCUUUUAAUUCAACAUGGUCAUGCUGCCUGAGGCUGAGCCAAUCGGUGGCCACGAUACUGAACAGCCAUUUUGUUCAAACAAGUAUUCCUCUCUGAUUGGUUUGGUCUCCUCUAGUGGCCAGUACUACUGUAUUUUUGUUUAUUUAGCCAUUUGAAUGCUUAAUUUAGGCCCAAAAUGUUGUGGAAUAUGCUUUAAAAAUGAUAAAACCUCCAGUAAUAUGGGAAAGCCGCAAUGUUUGAAGCGUGAUGUGGCGAGGGAUGACUCUAUUUCCUAUUAAAAGGUUUCUACGACAACCAAAUUGUACUAAACAACAAGCAAUCUUUUCCAUAAAAAAAGUAAAUGCAUUCCAGACACCCAAAGAUAUGAGCACAAAACACAUUUUGUAGAGACCAACUGUAGUUGUAUGCAGACAAUGUGAAAUACAUAUAAUUCAACAUUUAACAUCACUUUUAUUUUUAUUGAAGACUUGUAGGAGAUGACAUUAAUGAGUGGAGGAAGGGGAACGCUUUGUAUAUCUUUGUAUAUCUGUCUUGAAUUCAAUAGUGUUUCUCACCUCCUUUAUCAAAGUGCUGGCACUCGCAACUUUCUUUGGCCCCAUGUCCCUCAGAGGUUCUUGACCUGAUAUUUUGGCAUACAAACUAGUUUAUUAUGCUCAAUGUUUGGCCGUUGGAGUAACAGACGGUAUAGAAAAACUGGGACAAAGUAGUGACAAGUUAAAUCAGAGAAAAUAAAUUUGUACGGAUGAGAGGGGAUCGACUAAAUAUUUUCACCUUGUAUUGUUGUAUUAUUGUAUGUGUUUCUUCAGUGGGCAAAGCCUGCAGGACAAAAGCAAACAGUCCAGGUCUGCUUUCCAUUAGGCCCACAUGUUGCAGAUUUAGUUGUGUAAGGCUUGCAGAAAGAGGAGGAAAAUGGAGGGAAAAAAAGGAAUGAAAAAAACUGGUAGGAUGAGGAGGAAAGGAGAGAAUGAGAUGAAGGAAGAAAGAAAAAGAGUUGGAAGGUGAAGCAAAAGGAUUCCGGUUGUUAUUUCUGUGGAAAAAGAGGCGUAGAGGAAAGAAGAAAAGAAAAAGGGAGGAGCAGCGCUGGCGUUGAGCCUCUUGACCUAAAUCAUUCAAAUCUCCACAAUGUUUGUCUUUAGCAGGAGAUGACUUCCUCUCUGACCUCCUUCUUCACUUUGCCUUUUCCGCAUAUUCUCAUCACUUCUCUGCCUUUUGUCUCAACUAAAUAUCUGUUUUAAUCUGGGUUUACCUUCCUUGCGCUUCAUGCAUUUGUUGUUUUUCUCUGAAUGUGAGCGUGUUGUGUAUUUGCCAAUAAAAGUCUGAGGUCUUGA